This is a messenger RNA of Nicotiana tabacum (common tobacco), 1112 nucleotides long. The record is from RefSeq and is a predicted model, not a curated record. NCBI's taxonomy places the organism in Eukaryota, Viridiplantae, Streptophyta, Magnoliopsida, Solanales, Solanaceae.
UAUAGCUAGGCACGCAACCAGAUCUUGAUGAAGUCACACGUUCCUAAUGUUAAUCAAGCAUAUGCAAUGCUGCUUCAGGAUGAAAGUCAAAAAAUGGUUGCAGGAGGGCAUUGUGCAUUGACUGAAAAUAUGGAGCCUACUGCCCUGUUUACUGUUAAACAUUCUGGUCAGAGGCAGGGGAAGAAGAAUUAUAAUCUAGAGUGUGAUUAUUGUCACACACGAGGUCAUUCCAGGGAAAAUUGUUUCAAGUUAAUGAAAUGUGACUUUUGCAACAUGAAAGGUCAUUUGAAGGAAAAUUGCUAUAAAAUUAUAGGGUAUCCUCCCGAUUUUAAGCCAAAAACAAGAGGUGUUUUUCUGAGUGGAAACUUGACACAAUCAGAUGGAAAUGCUGCUUCUGCUCUUUAUCCACUCACACCUAUGACAUCGCCAGUAUUUACUCAUGAGCAGUAUUCACAAAUCCUCAAUUUGUUGAACAAAACUUCUAUUGGUGAACCUAGUGCACACAUGGCAGUAGAAAACUCAGGACAUGUUCAAAUGCCUACCGGAGAUUCCACUCAGAUUACUCAUGUAGGAAAUUGCCACUUGACAGGAGGUGAUCUCAUUAAAGACGUAUUGUGUGUACCAACAUUUAAAUUCAACCUGUUGUCAGUUUCAAAGCUGACUAAGGCUUUGCAGUUCUUUGUUAGUUUCUAUCCUGAUUUCUUUAUCUUAUAGGACUUCUUCACUGGGAGGGUGAAGGGGAUUGGUAAGAAAGAAGAAGAACUUUACAUCUUGAGACCAAAGGAAAAUGCUGGAGUCAAGGAGCAGAUGAAAUCUUUGGUAGAAAGAGAGAUAACAGAUUCAGAGUUAUGGCACAAGAGGAUGGGCCAUGUACCUAUGGCAGUUCUAAGAAGAAUUUUUAUUUUGAAAAAUAAAUGUAGUCUUACAUUGGACCACUGUGGCAUAUGUCCAUUAGCUAGACAAGUUAGACUUCCAUUUCCUCAUAGUAAUAGACUAAUAGUAGAGUUGUCGCACCUUUUGAAUUGAUUCAUAUGGAUGUUUGGGGGCCUUACAAAGUCUCCACCUACAAUGGAAUGAACUAUUUUCUUACUCUUGUGGAUGAUUUCUCUAGA